CGCUCGAGCGUCGCGCGGCCUAAUCAUGGCGUAGGAUGUUAAAAGUGGUUCGUUCUUUCGUGCAUGAUUCUCCGUUAGAAAGUCGAGGAUUUAGUGGACGUCUUUGUGAUUAGUUGCCGUUCGAAAUUCGAGGAGGAAACGUGGCCCCAUGCGAACCUAACCGUCGGUUGCAUCUGUGUCGAAGAAUGCAGAUCCAUUGUAAACGACACGUUAUCGGCGUCCUGUACCGGCACAAAUUUUGGAAAGAAAGUACACCGCGUAACGGGACUCACUCGCCGGUAUCGAAGUUGAACGAAUUCUCCGAUUAUCGGGGACGUAUCGACGCUGGUCAGGAACGCGCAGGAAUCGAGCCUGAUGUCCAUAUGGUCGACGAGCACUGGACGCAAUUCAGUGUUUGGCGCGGAAGGCGGUGCGAUACUCCCUUCCACGCAGUUACCGAUCCACGUACACGUGGCGCGCACACAUCUGCGCAACGCUGACGGCCACUGCUUCCACAAACGAUUCCACGAUUGUCAGUCGAAGAUGUCGCAGUCAGGGGAUGGCCUCCACACGCCGGGUUAUCUCUCCUGGAGAAAACUACAGCUCAGCCGAGCGAAACUCAAAGCGUCGAGCAAAACGUCUGCCCUGCUUUCCGGUUUUGCCAUGGUCGCCAUGGUGGAGGUUCAGCUGAACUCCGACACAAAAGUUCCAUCACAGAUGCUAAUCGCGUUUGCCGUGUGCACGACAUUGCUAGUGGCGGUUCACAUGUUGGCUCUGAUGAUAUCGACGUGCAUCUUGCCGAACAUAGAGGCUGUCUGUAACCUCCACAGCAUCAGUCUGGUGCACGAAUCGCCACACGAACGUUUGCACUGGUACAUCGAGGUAGCGUGGGCGUUCUCCACGUUGCUGGGACUGCUCCUUUUUCUUCUCGAGAUCGCCAUACUGUGUUGGGUCAAGUUCUACGAUUUCUCCCAAGUGGCAGCUUGGUCCGCGUGUAUUGUGUUGAUACCUGUGUUGAUAAUCUUCCUAGCGUUCGCGAUACACUUCUAUAGGAGCCUGGUCGCUCACAAGUACGAGGUGACGGUGUCCGGUAUAAGGGAACUGGAGUUACUUAAAGAGCAAAUAGAGUCGACAGAUGUCGAGGGUAGAAACGGUGUUAAUCUUUUACAGACCGGCGUGACGCACGUGGUCUGAACAUAACGUAGAGUGUCUUGCAACGAAUUACCCUUCAAAUGUGAUAACCUCUCUCGGAGAAACCAUGGAGGGUGGUAAAUCUCCAAAUGCACGACUGCUGCGCAGAGUUGUACAUAUAAAGUCAACCGAAAGACAGGCAGCGCUGGACGAUCAUUGAUCUGAAACAAUACUAAACAUGACUGUAUUAUAUGCACGCGGUUACAGAAAUUCAUGUGAACGUUUCGGGGUAGUAUGGUCAACUCGACGCUAAGCCCUAUCACAGGGUGAGCCAGACGCAAAUUUACACAGGCCCCGGAUUUCUGUAACUGGGUUGUAUCCUUUUUAUAACGUCUCUAUAACGCAAGCAGAAAAGACUUUGUCUCUGUUCUUUUUUCUCUCGUAAGCUUGGAACUGGCUUGCGUACAAUUUUAAAACGGAACGUCUGUUCCUUUCAAGAGCGGCGUAAUUCCUAUUGCUACUAUUAUUAUUAUUUCCCGGUUACCAGAGAGCCAACGUUCGACGAAGAGCUCCGAAACAUUCCCUUUCUCGCGUAGCGACUUAAAUGUAAUGGUUAAACGAUAGGUGUGUAUUAUCGUUCGCAAGUGUAUCGCGUGUAGCAGCUCGAAUUGCUCGUGAAUGGAAGUUUAUAGUUUGUUGAAUAUGCGUGACUGGACUGCGUUGGAUGUACUUAUCUCUUUUGAAAGCGUGCCUGUUUCGCGAGGCAUUAUUACCACGACUCCUUUAGUUUCGUUCAUUUAUUCGUUGUUUCACGUGACAGUCUUAUGCUCAAGCGGUUUUUUUUUUCAAGCUCUUUAUACGGAGGUAAAGCAAACGAUUCGACUCUCACGUGAUUAUAUUGUCUCUCUUGCGUUUGUACUUGGUAAACAGACUGCCGUCGUUAAACUCUCUAUAGCCCAAUUUUAUUUCGCUUUCGAUAAAAAAAAAAAAAAAUAAA
Molecule: messenger RNA, 2107 nt
Organism: Hylaeus volcanicus
Lineage: Eukaryota; Metazoa; Arthropoda; Insecta; Hymenoptera; Colletidae
Product: calcium release-activated calcium channel protein 1-like
Exons: 4
Coding region: 355-1173 (272 amino acids)
Biological process (GO): store-operated calcium entry
Cellular component (GO): membrane
Molecular function (GO): store-operated calcium channel activity
Source: RefSeq, a predicted model, not a curated record